GCCGCCCAUCUCUUCCUCGCCCGUAAGCAUCGGUUGAUUGGAGCCGAGCUUGACGUAGCCCCGUAGGUGGGCGGGAAAAGGGGAUCCGCGUGCCCGUCCGUGUUUACGUGCAGGCGUGCGCGCGCGUGCGCGACAGUUCCUGAGGACCGCCGCUGGGAUCCCGGGAUGUCGGUAGCGUUUGUGCCAGAGCGGCUGAGGGGGAAGGCGGAAGUUAACCAGGAGACGAUCCAGCGGUUGCUGGAGGAAAAUGACCAGCUGAUCCGGUGCAUUGUGGAGUACCAGAAUAAGGGGCGGGCUGCAGAGUGUACGCAGUACCAACAUGUAUUGCACAGAAAUCUCAUUUAUUUGGCUACCAUUGCAGAUGCCAGCCCAGCAAAUGCUCCUAAAACAGUGGAUUGAUUGAUUAGUUCUUGCUUUUUGCCAUAUUGUGAGUAUUUAUCCCCUUCAAAUAAAUGGAGCCAUGACCUUUGCCAGUACCAUUGUUGAAGUCACACCUGGGAAACAGUACUUCAGGCCCAUUUUCAAGGGCGAAAGGUUCGAGCAAAAUAUUAAGAGCAGCUGGAUAUCAAUGUCACUUUUCAUUACUCAGCGCAUCUCUCUAAGUAUUUUGUCAUCCAACACAUCAUUUUUGUGAAUCACCAACCUUAGAGGGGAAAACCCUCCAGAAUACCUUUUCAGAACUUACUUCUUGUGCUGUUAGCAUAAAAGAGGCUGAGUGGGAACAGCAGGCAUGACACUUCUGGCAGUACCCUGUUAUGUAUAUACAUACAAAUGUAAUUGUUCCCAGCAAUUGUUUAUUAAAGUUAUGGUUCUCUGAAA
Messenger RNA from Sarcophilus harrisii (Tasmanian devil), 819 nucleotides. RefSeq names its product SS18 like 2 (gene SS18L2). Gene Ontology annotation, molecular function: transcription coactivator activity. The record is from RefSeq and is a predicted model, not a curated record. Gene Ontology annotation, cellular component: nucleus. Gene Ontology annotation, biological process: positive regulation of transcription by RNA polymerase II. Bases 166 to 399 code for a protein of 77 amino acids. The transcript is spliced from 3 exons. NCBI's taxonomy places the organism in Eukaryota, Metazoa, Chordata, Mammalia, Dasyuromorphia, Dasyuridae.